AUGACUCCCGCACCGGGACCCAACGGCUGCAUAGCCAAACCCGUCACCAUCGCCGUCGUUGGCGCUGGGAGUCGUGGCACUGUCAGCCUUCCCCGCAUUCUUGUGUUGAUUGGCAUCGCCGCUCACCAUCCGUCUUUUCCCGCAAACACAGGCAACAUCCCGGAAGACCUACAGUUCACGAGCUGGAAAGACCUAAAGGCCAAAGGCAAAAUUUCUGACGCCGUCGUCAUCGCCGUCCAGGACCACCAACAUGUCGAAGCCGUCGAAGAUUUCGCAGAGCUGGGAUAUCACAUACUAUGCGAAAAGCCUAUGGCCACUUCGGUUGCCGACUGCGUCAAGAUCCGUAACUUGGCGCAGGCGACGGCACCAAAAGUCUUUGGCAUGGGCCAUGUCCUCCGCUACUCACCAUACAAUCGCGCCGUCAAGGACGUGAUCGACUCUGGUGCUCUCGGCGAAAUUAUCAACAUCCAGCACAUUGAACCCGUCGGCAACCAGCACUUUGCACACUCAUACGUGCGUGGAAACUGGCACAAGGAGGCAGAUUCCUCAUUUUCGCUCAUGACGAAAUCUUGCCACGACAUUGACAUUGUCAACUUUUACCUCUCCGGGCUCAAGCCCACCAAAGUGCACUCGUUUGGCUCCCUCCGCCACUUCAAAAAAUCGCAGAAGCCGGCCGCCGCUGGCUUGGCCAAGCGCUGUCUCGAGUGCCCACACGAGCAAGACUGCGUAUGGAGCGCCAAGAAGAUUUACAUUGAUACCUUGAAGGGGGAUGUUGAGAAGUGGGCUAGACACUUUGUUGAUUCCGAAGUUCUCGACAUCGAAAACGUUACCAAGGCGUUGAACAGGACGAACUACGGCACCUGCGUGUACGAGGGCGAAAACGAUGUCGUGGACCACCAAAUUGUAAACAUCGAAUACGAGGGCGGCACCACAGCCAGCGUCACCAUGUCUGCAUUCACCGAGUCCGUUUGCCAGCGCGGCACGCGCAUCCAAGGCACCAAGGGCGAGUUGAUUGGCGACAUGACUACUUUCGACGUAUUCGACUUUCUCUCCCGGACCAGCAAGCACUACGCACCCAAGCUCGAUGGCGGCUACCACGGCGGCGGCGACACGGGUCUCGCUCGUGCGUUUGUCAGCGCGGUCGCCGAGGAACGGCAGAGCGUGCUGCAAGUUACAAUCGAUGACAUAUUGGAUUCCCAUCUGCUUGUCUUCGCGGCCGAAAAGGCACGCAAGGAGAGCUGUGUCGUGGAUUUUGCACAAUUUAAACAGCUUAGCUUGGAUCGCAAAUAG
This is a messenger RNA of Cordyceps fumosorosea ARSEF 2679, 1290 nucleotides long. Its product is annotated as streptomycin biosynthesis protein StrI. The coding region runs from base 1 to 1290 and encodes 429 amino acids. The record is from RefSeq and is a predicted model, not a curated record. Lineage: Eukaryota; Fungi; Ascomycota; Sordariomycetes; Hypocreales; Cordycipitaceae. Gene Ontology annotation, molecular function: nucleotide binding. The transcript is spliced from 9 exons.